AUGGUAGAGAUAUCGACAAAGAAACCUCCGAAAUCGUCUUAUUUGAAUGUCGAUAAGAAAUCGAUUUCUAUCGAUUUGGCACUGGAACGAAGUUUUCGGAAAAAGGUCCUCAAGGAUUUGAAGCUGUUGGCUUUAUCCCAAGAAGAUUUUGUUGAAAGAUGUAUCGAUGAUGUGAAUGGUAGCAAUCCAAUGUUUAUUUCGACGUCGACAUGUGCAGAUACAUCCGUAUUGGGGCAAAAGGAAAAAGAAUGCAAUGGUCCUAUUACAUAUCCAACAAGUUGUCGGUUUUGUGGUGGGAUGUUGCGUGCAAUCGAUAAACAUCGCGAAGAUCAGAAGCUUACAUUGCAGUGCAGGCAUCGUAAAUGUAUGAAAUUUAAUGGUCUCACUGCAGACGAGCAGGCCAAACAACUCUUAUCAAAGAUGGCGAAACCAAGGGCUCCACAGAUUGAUUAUGGUUGGUAUCUAUCAGAUCCCGUGAGACAUUCCUAUAGAAUUUUUGCGAGCAGUGGCGAUUCCUCGGAUUUAGAAGUCGAUAGGUCAAAUGUGGAUGUCCGACCAAUUAUUCAAGAUGGAAAUGUAAUGCUUCGAGUUUUCGGACAAACACGACUGGUCAGAUUAUUAUGA
This is a messenger RNA of Cercopithifilaria johnstoni, 624 nucleotides long. NCBI's taxonomy places the organism in Eukaryota, Metazoa, Nematoda, Chromadorea, Rhabditida, Onchocercidae. The record is from the annotation of a GenBank genome assembly.